Selaginella moellendorffii is the source of this 1036-nucleotide messenger RNA. Its product is annotated as protein VTE6, chloroplastic. The record is from RefSeq and is a predicted model, not a curated record. The coding region runs from base 19 to 966 and encodes 315 amino acids. NCBI's taxonomy places the organism in Eukaryota, Viridiplantae, Streptophyta, Lycopodiopsida, Selaginellales, Selaginellaceae. The transcript has 5 exons. Gene Ontology annotation, cellular component: chloroplast inner membrane.
UUGCCCUCCCCUAAAAGCAUGGAUUUAGGGCAGGCGAUGAGCGUGGCGCGGUGGCCUCCGCUAUGCCUGGUUCCAUCGCAAUGCGGCAGCAAGAUCGCGCACAGAUCUAGCUCCUCGCAGCCCAGAUUUAGGAGAUCGAGGAGGAGAUCGACGGUAAGCGUGAGGGCGAGUAUGGAGGAGGCCAGGAGCGCGAUCGAAGUGGUGCGCUGGGCAUUCUCCGAGGAUCCCGCGUCGUGGGGAGCUGCCAUGGUCGCCAAUGGUGUGAUCUUCGCGCUGGGAUUCCCGCUGCUUAGGGCUGGCCUCACCUGGCCGGGCGUCGGCAAUGCUUACAUCCUGGGAUUGGUGCUGUGGAGGGCGUUUGGCGGACAAGGCUUGCUCGUCGCCGCGAUCUACUUUUGCCUGGGAACUGGAGCGACCAAGGUGAAGAUCAAGCAAAAGGAGGCCGAGGGGAUCGCGGAGAAGCGGAGUGGCAAGCGCGGGCCAGCGAGCGUGUGGGGAUCUGGGAGCGCCGGCAUUGUGUGCGCGCUGGCCGCCGCCUCUGGGAUCGGUGGAAGCGAUUUCCUCCCGCUCUGGAAGCUCGCCUUCGUCGCCAGCUUCUCCACCAAGCUCAGCGACACCAUCUCCAGCGAGAUCGGCAAAGCUUACGGCAAGACAACGUACCUCGUGACGAACUUCUCGAUCGUUCCGCGAGGAACCGAGGGAGCAGUGAGUUUGGAAGGCACUGCCGCUGGACUCGUUGCUUCGAUCCUCCUAGCGUCCGCUGCCUGGAGCUUGCAUGAGGUGGAUUUUUCCGGAGCGGUGAUCUGUGUGAUAUCUUCGCAAGUUGCCAAUUUUUUCGAGAGCUAUCUGGGAGCUACGUUACAAGGCAAGCCUGGAUUCGAAUGGCUAAACAACGACAUUGUCAAUGUAUUAAACAUCGCGGCGGGUGCAACAUUAGCUAUCCUUUUCAAGCUCUCAUUUAUGUGAAUAUGCUACCAAAGCUCUGUGAAUAUACCAUUUUCUUACACCAAAUAGAAUAUUCUUGGGUGCCGUAAAA